Molecule: messenger RNA, 1603 nt
Organism: Drosophila biarmipes
Lineage: Eukaryota; Metazoa; Arthropoda; Insecta; Diptera; Drosophilidae
Product: alpha-tocopherol transfer protein-like
Exons: 3
Coding region: 599-1525 (308 amino acids)
Cellular component (GO): membrane
Molecular function (GO): phosphatidylinositol bisphosphate binding
Source: RefSeq, a predicted model, not a curated record
GCAGCGUUUUAAAAAUGGUUAAGGUUUCAUUUCUAUUUAGAUUGUUUGUAAUGAAAUUAUAGUUUAUGUUAUUAGUUCUUAGACAAGCUGAACGUGACUAUUUGUUAAACUUUCUGCAGUGAUAAGAUUUUGAAAAUCGUCUAGAAAUAGCUUUAGAACCACUUGAAAAGGCAUCAGCUUUUAGGGCCCAUAAUUGGGUAUUCCCAGCCAAGUGUGCCUUUCCAAGCCGGCGAUAAGAUAUGGCCUGCAUACACACACACCCCAUUGAACUGUGGCGUGGUUCAUUUCGCAGACUCUGCAAUAAAAUACUUGGCUACCCCGGCAGCUGCAAACAUAUUCGCGCCACCGAUGCAGUCGAGCCGUAAUCUUAUCUGCUCCGUCGAGAGACUUCGACCGCCCACUCACCGGAUCGGGUUGGAUCCCAUGGGAUGACUGGCCCGAAAAGAGAGCCAACUGCGCUAUCAGCUGAAUGAGUGGCCAUAAAGGCACCAGAUUAGCUUUUGACGGUUACGUUUCAGUCGGGGAUUUCGGCUGGCGUAUGAUUGGGAGAAGCGUUUAGUAGCCCGCCAGCUGCCACGAAGCAAGCGACUUCCCAGAAAUGGCCAAUCUGCGUCCCCUGAGCGCCGAACUCCGCCGGAUUGCCGAAGCAGAGCUGAACGAGGUGGAGGAGCGGGUGCCCGCCGAUCUGCAGGCUCUGCGGGAUUGGCUCUCCAAGCAGCCGCAUCUGCGGGCCCGCCAGGAUGACCAGUUUCUGAUUGGCUUCCUGAGGGGCUGCAAGUUCAGCCUGGAGAAGACCAAGUCCAAGCUGGAUCACUUCUACACCAUCAAAACGUUGAUGCCAGAGCUCUUUGGCAGUCGGCAGGUGGACGAAAAGAACCUCACUUUGUGUCGAACGGGGACCUAUCUUCGACUGCCUAAACCCUGGGGACCCGAUGGCCCCCGCCUGCAGCUCACAAACUACGAGAAAUUCGACCCAAAGCAAUUCAAGCUGCUGGAUCUCUUCCGCUACCAAACCAUGAUAACAGAACAAUCCAUCCUCGAGGAUGAUAACAGCAACAUCAGUGGCUACGUCGAGAUCAUCGACAUGGCCAAGCUAAGUCUUAGUUUUCUGGCCCAACUCGACUUUACGCUCAUCAAAAAGAUGGGCAUAUUCGCGGAGAAGGCCCAACCCACUCGCCUGAAGGGAGUCCACCUGAUCAACUGUCCCAAGGAGGGAGUGGCUCUGUUGAAUCUGGCCAAGAGCCUCAUGCCCAGCAAGCUACAGCAGCGGUUUCACGUGUACAAGAAUCUGGAGCAAUUAAACGAGGUGAUACCACGCGAAUACCUUCCAGAGGAAUAUGGCGGCACUAACGGACGUAUAGCCGAAAUCCAGGCGGAGGCUGAGAAGAGUUUGCUGGCCUACAAGAACUACUUCGCAGAGGAUUCCAAGUACGGUGUGGAUGAGCAUCUGCGGCCUGGCAAGCGGGUCAGUGCCGAUUCCAUUUUCGGCGUAGAGGGAUCCUUCCGCAAACUCGACAUCGAUUAAAAUCCGAAAGUGUUCAAAUUAGUUGUUUAACGAGAGGAGGGAGAAAUGUUUCAAUUAAAAGCAAAUGCAAUCCUCAAA